UGUGUUUCUAUCAGGGUGGAUCAAUGCAGGAGCCUGAGCUCCACACACACACACACAGUCGCUCUGUCCGCGCAUCUGCAGCGUCUCGUCGCUCCGUCUCUCUCCCUCGCUCGCGGCUGACGCGGGCCGCUCCUGGAUGUGUGCAUGUUAUAGUUCGGAAAGCCGCCGCCGCAUCGUAGGUCGAAGGCCAGGAGACAUGCCGGUGUGACGGGCAUCGGAUAUCCGUAUCUUCCGCGCUAUCUUCGCUGUGCCGAGCGCCGGUGCUGGAGCUGGAGCGAGCGGCCUGUAAACACAAGAUGUCGACCCGAACGCCAUUGCCCACCGUUAACGAGCGCGACGCGGAGAAUCACACGUCUGUCGAUGGCUACACGGACACACCAGCACCACCCACGAAAUCAGCGAGUCGACAGAGUCUCCCACGCUGCCGCAACUCAGUGGCGUCCAUCACAGACGAACAGCCUCACGUCGGGAACUACAGACUUCUCAAAACCAUCGGCAAAGGGAACUUUGCUAAAGUCAAGCUUGCCCGCCAUGUUUUAACAGGAAGAGAGGUUGCGGUGAAGAUCAUUGAUAAAACACAGCUCAACCCCACAAGUCUACAAAAGCUCUUUCGUGAAGUGAGGAUUAUGAAGGUCUUAAAUCAUCCUAAUAUAGUUAAGUUAUUUGAAGUAAUUGAAACAGAGAAGACACUUUAUUUAAUAAUGGAGUAUGCAAGUGGAGGUGAAGUGUUUGACUACUUAGUCGCUCAUGGGAGGAUGAAGGAAAAGGAAGCCAGAGCAAAGUUUCGACAGAUUGUGUCUGCAGUGCAAUAUUGCCAUCAGAAGAGAAUAGUCCACAGGGAUCUCAAGGCUGAAAACUUGCUGCUAGACGCGGACAUGAAUAUAAAGAUAGCGGACUUUGGCUUCAGUAACGAGUUCACCAUCGGGAGUAAGCUGGACACGUUCUGUGGCAGUCCUCCGUACGCGGCUCCCGAGCUCUUCCAGGGGAAGAAGUACGACGGGCCAGAGGUGGACGUCUGGAGUCUGGGGGUCAUCCUGUACACGCUUGUCAGCGGCUCACUUCCCUUUGACGGACAGAAUUUGAAGGAGCUGCGAGAGAGAGUUUUGCGAGGGAAGUAUCGUAUACCGUUCUACAUGUCCACAGACUGUGAAAACCUUCUGAAGAAACUGUUGGUGCUAAAUCCAGGCAAACGUGGAAGUUUAGAGCAAAUCAUGAAGGACCGCUGGAUGAAUGUAGGUCACGAGGAAGAGGAACUGAAGCCCUAUACAGAACCUGAGCCAGACUUCAGCGACACCAAACGGAUAGAGCUGAUGAUCACUAUGGGUUUCCCUGAAGAUGAGAUCACAGAGGCGUUAGUAGGGCAGAAGUAUGAUGAGGUCAUGGCCACGUAUCUUCUGCUGGGCAGGAAACCUCCAGAGUUUGAAGGAAGCGAUUCGCUGUCCACCACCAACCUGUGUCAAAGGUCACGACCCAGCAGCGACCUGAACAACAGCUCUACGCAGUCACCCGCACACUCCAAAGUCCAGCGCAGUAUCUCGGCCACGCAGAAACAGCGGCGAUUCAGCGACCACGUCGCUCCGUCCAUACCUCCGGCCGUCUCCUACACCAAACGCUCUCAGGCCAGCAGCGUGGAGGGAGAGAAGAAGAAGGAGGAGUGUAAGCUGCCCUCCUCCAGCUCUAAAGGAGACAUGGCCGCCUCUCCUCUGGUGGUCCAGGAACGCAGGAAGUCCUCCACAGCUUCAGGGAAUAGCGCUGCUGGAGCAAUGACGAGGAGAAAUACGUACGUGUGUGAGAGAUCCAGUACAGACCGGUACUCAGCCGUACCCAACGGCAAAGACAGCAGUCUGACGGAGAUGUCGGCCUCGGCGAGUGCAUCUUCCUCUGUGUCUCCAGGAGCGUCCACUCGGCCGCGGCAUGUAAAGUCCAUGUCCGCCUCAGGCCACCCCACCAAGUCUGCGCUGCCGCCCAUCGAGGACGACGCUGAAUUCAAGGGCAGCUCUGGCUCCAGGGCUCCGUCCACGUCUCCGUCGGCUCACAGCAUCAGCAGCAUGACUCCAGAUCGGACCCGCUUUCCUCGGGGCACCUCCAGCCGCAGCACCUUCCACGGGGCGCAGCUCAGAGACCGCCGCAGCGCCACAUACAACGGCCCUCCCGCAUCGCCCUCACUGUCCCACGACACGGGCGCUCUCGCCCAGGCCCGCAGGGGAACCUCGUCCGGAUUCAUCAGCAAGCUCACCUCCAAGUUUGUGCGGAGGGUACCCAGUGAAGGAGAGGCCCACGGUCGGCUGUACAGUUUGAGAAGCGGAUCCGGAGAACCCAAGGAGGAAGGCCGAGACUCGAAGCCCAGAUCGCUGCGCUUCACCUGGAGCAUGAAGACCACCUCGUCCAUGGAGCCGGGAGACAUGAUGAGAGAAAUCCGCAAGGUGCUGGAUGCCAACAACUGCGACUACGAGCAGCGCGAGCGCUUCUUGCUCUUCUGCGUGCACGGCGACGUGCGGCAGGACAGUCUCGUCCAGUGGGAGAUGGAGGUGUGCAAACUGCCCCGCCUGUCUCUCAACGGCGUGCGCUUCAAACGCAUAUCGGGGACGUCCAUCGCCUUCAAGAACAUCGCUUCCAAAAUUGCCAAUGAGCUCAAGCUGCUGUAUGGAUGAAACCGUUUGGAUGGGAAGCAAGCUGAAGGCUGAGGAUCUCCAAAAAAUGCAAUUAAACUCUUCCACACACUCGUCCCAUUUAUUCUCUGGACAUAGUACUGUACAUUUUUUGCGGAAAAAUCCCUUGGGCCACUGUGGUUCAGUCCCACUGGAGCACAUUAAAGCUUACUUGAAAUGAGUCUUUGAACUAAA
Sinocyclocheilus grahami is the source of this 2843-nucleotide messenger RNA. It is a transcript of the gene mark1, whose product is annotated as MAP/microtubule affinity-regulating kinase 1. Bases 297 to 2651 code for a protein of 784 amino acids. Lineage: Eukaryota; Metazoa; Chordata; Actinopteri; Cypriniformes; Cyprinidae. Gene Ontology annotation, molecular function: ATP binding; protein serine/threonine kinase activity. Gene Ontology annotation, biological process: protein phosphorylation; intracellular signal transduction. The record is from RefSeq and is a predicted model, not a curated record. Gene Ontology annotation, cellular component: cytoplasm. The transcript is spliced from 19 exons.